Messenger RNA from Caenorhabditis remanei, 765 nucleotides. RefSeq lists its product as uncharacterized. Bases 1 to 765 code for a protein of 254 amino acids. The record is from RefSeq and is a predicted model, not a curated record. The transcript has 3 exons. NCBI's taxonomy places the organism in Eukaryota, Metazoa, Nematoda, Chromadorea, Rhabditida, Rhabditidae.
AUGUCUGGAUAUUGUGUAGGGUUUCUAGCCAAAUAUUUCGAUGUUUGGUCCCACUAUCUGAUAGCAUUACUCGUGGGAAUGAUAGUGGCUCAGUUGGAAAGUUUGGCGUAUUGUUUUGUGAGAAAACAUCAAAUAAUUGCAAAUAUCACAAAAAGACAUUUGAUUCCCAAGAAUGUGAAUGACGCAAUCACUAUGAUUUCGCCAUUUUUCCCAAUAUUUGGAUACAUGGCAUUUUGUAAUGCAGGCAUGAAGAGAGAAAAUCAAAUGGGUUAUGUCAGAAAGCACCACCCUGAAUAUAUCGAACAAUUUUCUUCCCUUCAAAACUUUACCAUCUACGAAGGAAACUUCUGGUUCUUCCUAAUCAUCUCACUCAGUUUUUUUGGUGGAAUAUUCUGUGGCUGCAUCUACACAUUCACAACUAUUGACAUGUUCCAAAUGCUCCGAAAAUCCCGAAGAAAGAUCUCUGCGACCAACUUCCGAAGGCAUCGAUCUACUGUAAAGAGUCUCCUGGCACAGUUUGCAGCUUCCUCACUGUUGCUUAUCCCAUCAUUCUGCUUUUCGGUAGUUAUUAUGACUGGAAUCGAACAAUCUCAAGGAAUAGUGCAUGUGAUUUUGGCAAUAUUUUCAUUGAGAUCGUCCGUGAAUGCCGUGGUGCUCAUAGCAACAACUCCGCCGUUCAGAAAGUUUGUGAUGAGAAAAACUUCAUCGAACAACUUGGUGAUUGCCACAGUUGCUAUCUCGAUGAGUCGGAACUCGUGGAGCUGA